This is a messenger RNA of Photinus pyralis (common eastern firefly), 1238 nucleotides long. RefSeq lists its product as uncharacterized. The coding region runs from base 153 to 1238 and encodes 361 amino acids. NCBI's taxonomy places the organism in Eukaryota, Metazoa, Arthropoda, Insecta, Coleoptera, Lampyridae. The record is from RefSeq and is a predicted model, not a curated record. The transcript has 6 exons.
UAUACCUACCGGAAUUCUGAAUAUAACUUUUCUAUUGUUGUAUCGACAAAACUUCCGUUUCUAAGUAUUUUUUAAAGCUGUCUGGUUGUCAAAGUUGAUUCAUUCUUAUUACGUUUGUCAUUGCGUUGUUGCUUAAUGAACUUUGAAGGAUCAUGUCGUCAAAGCAUAAGUGUCCCCGAUUAAUCACGCCAAGCAAAUAUGAGACACAAGGCAAGGAUUCCUUCAACUGGUGGUUGCGAUUAUUUAAAAAAAUGGAGGACGAGUUUCAAAUUCCACCGCACCUUCGGAGGGAUGUUAUUAGUAAAAUAUUCCCCGAGAAACUUUUACAAAAAAUUUUGACGAUAAUUACGACAGUUGAUCCGAAACAAGAUUCAUCUACCGACGCAAGCUACUUUCGAAGAGUUUCCGACGACAAAAUCUCUAAAUCUGACAGAACAAUUCUAUCCAAAACGGAACGAUCGCGAAGUCUAAUUGACGAGGAGGACAAAGGCGAGAGAAAGUACAAGUUAUCGGGGCGUACGAAUCCGUAUCUAAAGUUUUGCAAAUGUCCACCCGAGCGGGCCGCUAUUUGGAGACCGCUUCCACCGCUCAGCAUCGAAGGCAUGGACCUAAACCAGAAAUCGGAAGCAAUUACCGAAGCGAUCGCCGUUGAUUUUGUGGCUUGGCUAAUGAAUUUGGGGGGCGAGACAAAGACGACUUUGGAUGUUGCUCAAGUAAUGAAAAUGUUCGAGGUCGGAUUUCAUACUCAUGCGGCAACUUCGUUGGUUGUGCGAGUCAAAGAAAUGCCGGCCGUUCCAAAGUACGUCGCGGAGAUGAGAAAGCACCCCGAAAAAGCUUUUGCGGAAAAGUUGAAAGAGCAAAUCUAUGAGGACAUUCGCGCAUCGCAAAAGACGGCAAAGGCGAGGGCUUUUUACACUACCCUACCGAAUCAUCUGCGCUAUACGCCUCCAAAGCAAGGAAUCGUCGACAAGUGGUUAACACGAAGGGCGCCAGAAAGAAUCGCCAGUAUGGCAAUUGUUUGGGAGGGAAUUACGCACUUGAGAUCAACUCGGGCCUUCUGCAAGUGGUUAAUAGAACACCCCGACGUACCCCGUCCCCAAUAUUUGAUACAACAGGGCAUGUUAGAGAGCAGCUACUUUGAGAAACCACAUUACUCUAUCGACAGUCAACUUUCCACGCAGAUGAUAGAGCCGGGUUUUGUUAGUAGCAUCAAUCAUAUUCACGCAACGCCCCACUAA